Messenger RNA from Topomyia yanbarensis, 9115 nucleotides. RefSeq names its product trichohyalin. Lineage: Eukaryota; Metazoa; Arthropoda; Insecta; Diptera; Culicidae. The record is from RefSeq and is a predicted model, not a curated record. Bases 449 to 8401 code for a protein of 2650 amino acids. The transcript has 6 exons.
UAGUGUUCGCUUGAAAAUGUUGGCGUUCGCACAGUAACGGUGCCUCGGGUUUUGCUUUUUUAUUUGUGCACUUUUUAUUUUUAUUCUUUUUUUCCGUUCCUUGUUUUUUUUCGGAAGAGCUAUCGAACUUUAAUCGAUUUAUAAUUAGUAUUAAACGGUAACGAUUUAUCGUGCAACUACAUUUUUCCGCAAUGUUUUGACUGUCGGUUUUUUUUUGCCUCGAGUAAUCAAUCCUUGUUAUCGCCACAUUUCGAUUUUUUUUGUGGAGGACAACGAAAGUUUCGUCGAAACCUGCUACCGGACCUUGUCAUGUAGAAUACCACUUUUUAGUGCUAGUGUACGUGUGUUUGUGCCCUCAAAGUGUUCCAGCUCGAAAAGUGAAGUUUCCGUAAUCAAUCCAAUCAGUAAUAGUGAAAACAGUGUAGCCUAGCAACAAUCCGAAAUCAACAUGUCUACCCAAGAAUUACAUGGUCGAAGUUCGAAACUGCUACAACGGUAUCAAUCGAAAGCUGUCUCACAAGACCCGUUACAGCAACCAAUGGACACUUCCCCGAUUAUCAAAUCCACCAGCCAACGGAGCUUACAAAAUUCAACCCUGCUGCAGAAGCAUUACUCGAAACCGAAUGUCCAACAGAUGCAAAGCGAACCCCGAAGUAAUACCCAGGACCCUGAAAAGAUAUCCGGCAGUCAACGUAAUUUAGAACGAUCGAAGCUACUGCAACGAUACAGCAAACAGCACUCGUUAGAUUCCCAAGAUGUAUCCCAGCAUGAGCCACAGCACUACAGUAGUCAAAAGAGUUUGGAAGGGUCGAAACUACUACAACGAUACAAUCGCAGCAACAACUCACAAGAAUUCUCUGGUCUCUCUGUUCGAGAAGGCACACCAGUAACGCGAUUCGCACGCAGUGGUAGUCUAGAUCAGGAUAGAUUAGUACGUCCGUCUUUGUUAUCGCGAUACACACCAAAAUUUGGUCAAUCUCUUGAUCGAAAGAAUACAUUUGAUACAGGUGGUUUUAGUAAUUAUAGCAGCCAGCAUAGUCUCGAUCAACGGGACCCGACAGGUAGUAUGUCACAAGCACAAACAUUCGGCGACUACAGCAGUGAUCACUUCGACCAGUACGACUCACGAAACCUACGCAGUCGAUCAUCAAGUAUGGCUCGAGGUUUAGCUCGAAGAAGCGCUUCGAGAGAACUAAUGCAAUCGGACAAUCGCAAUAUACCACUGGAUCCGGUAACUCCAGAAACGUUACCUAUGGUGACAGCCUCGGAACCAGUUAUGGGGAAUAUUGCCUCAGCACUUCCCAUACCUAUGCUCAACAUAGUUCCAGAAACAUUGCCUACAGUGGCCACCUCGGAACCAGUAAAAUCGAAUAUUGCCUCAGCACUACCCAUACCAGUCAUAGGAAAUAUUGCUUCAGCACUCCCCAUACCUACACUGAGCAUAGUACCCCCUACACCAGCUGUAGAUCUUAGCCAACCCACGAUGAAACCAUUUGCCGAUACUCACCAAACUAUAUCGAUUCAACCGGCUAUCAAUAGCACCGAACCAGUGAAACCAAAUCGCAAAGAACCUGCGAAACCACCCAGAAAAGACCUGUCAGCGUCCGCAAUCGUGAGUAUUCCCAUUCCUACCAUCACCACUACCAUCAAUGUCGACCCGCCGAAAUCCAUUAUCAAGCAAGAAAUACCCGUCGUUCAAAGUGUUACAUCCUCAUCAUUGUUCAACAAAGUGGAACAGCCGAAGCCAAUCAUUAAGCAGGCAGCACCAGUCGUUCCAAUUGUUCCAUCCCCACCUUUGUUCAGCAACAGGGAUCGCAUGGAACAUUACGGAAGCGCUUCCAAUCCAUCACCUUCAUCUGCAUCACCUCAACAACCAUUGAGACCCAUGUCGACCAAACUGCAACUCCCAGUCAGCGAUCUCAGUGGUCGCCGAAGCAUGACCGACCUUCGCCAGAGCAAUCUGGAACAGUCCUCAUCGCUAGCCAUGGAAAUCGAUGAAUCUAGCGAACGAAACGAAAUGCGAAACUUUUCUCAACAAAAGGCUCCCGUUGCGAGAACGCUCGCUUCCGCAUUCGAGCAAAUUGCUGUCCUCUCUGUACCCCAUGCAGCAGAGGCGCUGGACGAUGUGGAGGAUAAGAUUGAAUUGCUUCCUGUGGAUCGUAAACUGAAAAAGCGAGAUCAUACUUAUCAUCCUUCGUUCGUUCCCAAGCAAUCGAAGCUAGCUGAGGAUGAAAAUAGAAAAGAGAAGGAAAAACAGGAAAAGAAGAAAGAGCACGAUCGUAAGUUAGAAGAGGAACGCGCAAAAAAAGAAAAGCAAAAAAAGAUGAAAGAUGAGGAGCACUACAGAAAGGAGGAGGAAAAGAAAAGGAAGGAAGAAGAUAAAAGACAGAAAGCUGACGAAGAAAAAAGAAGAAGAGAAGCGGAGAAAUUAGCCAAAGAAGAUGAAAAAAGAAUGAAAAUAGACGAGGAGAAGACUAGAAAAGAGGAACAGUCAGUCAUGGAAGCCGCGAAACAGAAAAAAGCUAGCGAUGAAAAAAGAAAGAGAGAGGAGGAAAAAGUUGCCAAAGAACACGAGAAAAAAAUGAAAACAGAAGAGCUUAAAAUAAGAAAAGAAGAGGAAAAAAUUGCCAAAGAAGAAGAGAAACGUUUGAAGGAUGAGGAAAAAAGAAAAAGAGACGAGGAAAAAAAGAAACUCAAAGAAGAAAAGAAAAAGGGUGUUCUAAAAAAGUCCUUGUCCGCAGAUCAACCGCCUGAGAUUGAAGGUGAAGAUGAAAUAGUUGACUUUGGUAGUCAUUUGGAACAGUACAGCAUAUCGGGACCAGAAAAACCACGAGGUACUUUAGUAAGCAGUCCACGAUCAGGCGAGAUACUUGGGAGUAGUCAAGUCUCCAAGGGUCGUAACACCUUACCGUUAGUCUCUAAGCCAAUGCACAGCAGUCAAUUAAGUCUUGAUAGAGCUACUGGAGUUCAAUCGAAAAUGCUACAACGGUACGCCAAAAGAAGUGGUUCGCAAGAUUACACCCAUUCUAUCACAAGUGAAGAAACUCAACAAUUCUUCCAGAAGGUGCAUCAAAGCCAAAGCAGUUUGGACCACCAACGAGCAUCAAGAUCAACGCUGCUUCAAAAGUAUACUCCCCAGCCGUUGAGUGCAUCGAGCGCAGUUAAUCAAACCCCGAGUCCGGUGCCAACAACGCAAACCUCAAGCCAAUUAAGUUUGGAUAAAACUCGCCUAGAAAAGUCAUCCCUGUUACAACGAUAUAAACUUCGAAGUGAACCCACCGGCACUGCUCAGCCGACCAACGGAGAUGUGUCACUUCAGCAUGAUAAGGAGCAACGGCUGUCGGCAGUUCUGUUCCAGCAGAAAAAGCGACCGGAGAAAUAUGGUGCAUUCGAUUAUCGCGACCACGAAUAUGAACCAAUCGGCGAGGCAGUCGACAGCACAUCCGAAGCUAAGCCAUCGUCAGUCACGGCCAACUUGGCUUUGCCUAGCACAGACAUCAAAAGAAAACUGUCCAGCGCUUCGCUGCGCGUUCCUGAAGAUGACGCGGAUACCAUCAGUAUGGAGGAGCUCCAAAGAGAUAUUGAAGAUCGCUAUUUCAAUCGUGAGGCAGAAGACGAACAAGGAGAUGAUACAAUCGAAGCUUCAGAACCAAAGGAAGACGCACAGGAGAAGGUCAGCAAAAUGAAGACUGCUAUGGCGCGAGCUCAAGAGAGUGGUAAAAAAGCGAUUGCUAGAGCCCAGGAAAGUAGUAAAAAUGCAAUGGUUAAAGCACAGGUUGGUGGUAAAAAUUUGCAUCAAAAGCUUCGGAAGCAAACUGAUAAGUUCAGAACCAAAAUGUCUAACAUUAACGUUAAGAAAGAAAAAGAUUCAGCCCCGUUAGCUUCUCCGGAAAUUGUUACUACACCAGGGAUUGAAAAAUUAGACUUCACAAUCGCAGAACCAAAAUCUGACAACGAAGCAGAGGAAAGUGAACAUCGCACAGAGUCGGCCAAUCGAGAACCAGAAGCUGAUGAGCCUACUGUAGAAACCGUAACCGGUCGGCAAAAGUUUAAGGCCUUGAAAAACAUUCAUAUGCCAAAAAUACAGAAACCAGAUUUUAAGCGCCCCGAAUUCUCCAAGAUAACGAAACCAAAACUACCUAAACUUAAAUCCUUGAAACGUCCUGAAAUGCCAAAAUUCUUAACGGAAAAACCCGACUUUUCGAAAUUAAAAAUGCCGGAAAAGAUCGGGACCAUCAAAUUGCAACGAAGCAAAUCAAUGAAAGAGCAAACAUCCGACGAACCAAGUACAGCUCAUCCAUCCGAGAUUGAAGUACCAUCCGCUCCAGAUACUAAGUCCAAUAAGAAGAAGAAGACAACUUACACCAAUUUUAGCACAUAUCCAAGAUUUUUGGACAAGUUCAAACGUCAGAAAUCGGCCCCAGGAAAUGCAAGUAUCCGCGCGUCAACACCUCCGCCACUUGAAUUCACCAAGGUAGGCAAAACAUCACGUACAAAAGAACCCACUUUUCUCUCGCGCUGGGCAGAUAAAUCUUCUGAAGGCGCAGGAAGUAGCAGCUUCUUCUCAGGCAGUGAAUUGGGUGAACGUGAAGCAUCGGUUGAAAAACAUAUGCGACAAAGAUUAGAGGGGUUGGACAUAGAUGCGCCAGAGCUCGCCGUUACGGCUGAACAGAAACAGCUCGAGGAAUAUGACAAAGAGAAUCGCGAGAUCCAUCUGCUUUCAGCUGCACGGCACGACGAAUUCCUCAAACGGAAACCUCCGAUGGAACGACAAGAGUCCGAUCUGGCGUCAGAGGAAGAGAAGCAGUUCUGGGCCAGUUCACUUGGUCAAAAGAUCAGGCAGAAUAUUGACAUGAACAGCAAUGAUUUUGAUUUUCUCGAUGAAGAAGAUCGUUUACGACGUGAGAACGAAGCAACGGGGUUUAGCGAAAGUGUUAGGAAUAGAUUCUUGGAUGAUUCGAUAGAACACUCGGAAAAAGACUACGAUAUGCGUUCUACAACUCCCUAUUCCAACAAGGAGUGUCAAUCUUCAGGAAGCUCAGGCAUUCGUCGACGUAAAGGGGUAUUGGAGGAAAUCGACGAUGACGAAUUUUUCCUGCGUCAAAAAGGAAUAUCUAAGGACAAUAUCCAAAUGGGCGAAUACAUCAGUUCGGCGAUAAAGGAAGGACUGAGUACACCAAAAAAUGCAUUGGCAGAAAUGGGCCGGUAUGAACCGUACGACGAUGAAGACAUCGACACCAGCGAAAGAGUUAGUAUCGACUAUCGGGGAGAACGUGGUCCUGGUGGGCUUCGUUACUACCAGCCAAGCUUUGAAUCAGACGACCUUUCUACUAAGCAAAGUUUCACUGAUGAGUUCCGUAGGGAUGCUGACUUCUACAAGACAUUCCCUCCAGAUCGUCCUAUAAGAAAACACAAAAAGGCAUUUAACGUGGAAUCGUACGAAGACGAUAACCAAAAGGUCCCAUACGAUACUUAUCAAGAGGAAGAAGGCGAGGUCGAAUUCUACGAUCGUGGACGUAAGUAUGCUAGCGCACAACCAGAGAUUCAUCCGAAAAAAGACGAACAUUAUAUUGACGAUGAAAGCGUUGACACUGGAUUUUCUCGUACUGGAGCGGUUGUGCCGCCUACUCCUCCAAGACGCCGAAAGAAGCGCUUCCGUGAUGUCGCAUCAUCUGAAUUAGAACCAUUCGCGAAUGGUUUGACUAAAAAGACCAUUUACAAUAGCUUUACCAUUGGACCCGAAACGCACCUUUAUCCUGCUGAAGUUCCAUUAGCUGAGGAGGAAAGUUUUACCACUCCUUUACCAACUCCUAGAAGAUCUCGGUCACGAUCACAGCUAUCUCAAUAUUCCGAAGACGAUCGAGCAUUCAGAGCGGCAGCAGCCUACGUUUUUGGACCCGAAGAUGGUGCAUGGGAUAAGCGUAACGUUGGGCUGUCGGAAUCUAACGGUUAUGCAACAGUUAGGAAAGAGCCCCCUCCACGCCCACCAGCACCGAUUCGUCGUAGGAAAUCAACUCGCUCACUUGAAGUUGAACGACAAUUCAGCACCUUACCGAACUACCAUUCGGUAUCACCCAUGCGUCCUACUCGUAACUACAGCACAAUCAGUCCAAACCGGCCACCUAGAAAUAAAUCGGUUUCUAGCCUCAACGAGAAUCAAAUGAAACCAUCGCGCCUGAGCAAGGAUGAUAUAACACAGUACGAAGCAAUAGAAGACGUCGAAAACCAGUCGAAACUUCAUCAUACUCUCCAAUCUGGUACAAUCGUUAGCAAAAUGAAGGAUCGACCACUUCCACCUCCACCACGACCACCUAGGGAUGGUAGGAAACCUCGUAAACCAGAGCAGGAUGAUAGAUUUGACUUCGACCGUGGAACGGAACGCAUUAUUACACUGGAUCAAAGUGACCCAAGGGUAGUGGAGGAGGUUGAAACAGCAGUUCAAACGGACCUUGCAUAUGACGAAUAUGAAUUAGACAUUGAGGUAUCCGAAACCUUUGGUGCCACUGGAGGAGAAGCUCCAGAAAAGCCCGCAAAAACACUGAAGGAGAUUUUGAAGGAGGAGCAACUAGCGGAGCUAGAUCGUGCUCGACAAUUGGCUGAAGCUAGUAAUUUAAUGAGAGAUAUUCAAAAAUUCAGAGAUUCCACUUCUUCGCUGUCUCUACAUGGUAGUAGGCCAGAAACGCCUGCUGUGAUUGUACUCGAACGCCGAGUAUCAGCACCUUAUACAUCUAGCAUACGGAGUCAAGAAAUUUCAACCGAUAGCGCAAAUAAUCGACCGUUGAGCUCCGAUAACCUAAAUGAGCAAGACCUUGCUGAUGAUGAUAAAUACAUAGCAGAAUUAGUGAAAAAAUAUGUAUCGGAUGAAAAGGUUGCUGAAAGCUCCAAGAAACCGCAGAGAAGGGCUACUGAAUCUGAAGACUUAGGUUUCGCUAGAUUAGAAGGACGUGUUCGGGAACAAAUGGAGAGAGAGGAGAUGCGAUCAAUCCAAUCUGAGCCCGCUGUUCCACCACGCCGUAGAUCUUUAAUUGCUUCGAAUCAAGAUCUCCAGCGAAGUGUCGAGCUUUCGUCUGACGUGAUAGAAGAAAUUGUAGAACGACUAAGAACUAAUGAGCAACAGCAUAUUGCCGAGCUGCAUCAAAUACAUAUGCAGCAGCUAGAGGAUCUGAGGAAACAACAAGAAGAGCAAAAGCAACUUCAAGAACAAAAGCUUGAGGAACAACAAAAGCAAUUGCUAGAACAACAAAACCAGCAACUACAUGAAACUCAGCAGCUUAAGGAACAAAUCCUACAACAGCAGGAACAACAAAAAGCUUUACUCCAACAACAACAGCAGCAGCAACAACAAUUACUACUGGCUCAACAGCAACAGCAAAUUCUUCUGCAACAGCAAGAGAAGGAGCGAGAGUUGCAGCGAGAAAAGGAACGUGAGCUUCUGCGAGAACGUGAGAUUGAGCUGGAGAAAGCACGCGAAAGAGAACGAGAGUUACAUCAUGCUAGAGAAUUAGAGCUACAGCGGGCUCGCGACUUGGAACAGCAACGGUCAAAAGAACUAGAGCAACAACGACUACGCGAACUAGAGCUGCAACGAACCAUGGAACUAGAGCAUCAAAGGUUGAGGGAGUUAGAGCUACAGAGAAUUCAGGAAACUGAAAUACAAAGAGCACGAGAAGCCGCCAGGGAUGCUGAAUUACAACGGGCAAGGGAUGCAGAAAUACAAAGAAUUCGUGAAGCUGAAAUGCAAAGAUUGAGGGAAGUUGAAAUGCUGAGAGUCAGAGAAAGUUCUGGCGCUGUGGGCAGUACGGAAUGGUCUAUUGAACAGGAAGCAAAUGAAUCUGCACAUGGAACUAAAAAAGCUACCCAUGAGGCUGUUACUGUUGAACCAGAAGCAACUAAAGAAGUAAUUCCCACCCGCCCGCCUUUGCCUCGAAUAAGCCCACAAAUCCCAGUGCCACCACCGUUUGCAUACCAAGAAUACAUGCAGCAUCCGCAAUCCUUCUACCCAACCAGAAACUAUUCUGAUGAAGAAGGUGCUAUCCCACAAGCUCCACAUCGACGGCGUAAACACCACCGUUCCAGAAGAGAAUCAACUUCCGAAGAAGAGUUCCACCGCGAGCAUCGAAAGCAAUGUCACGAGACGCGUACUCCGGAACCAUCGAUUCCAACGCUUAGCCGUCAACUGAUUCGAGCUUGCGGUUCAUCCAUUCGCCAAACCGGCGACGAUUUGAUGACAAUCCUUCGAGCUAGUAGCAAGGAUGAGAAAAAGCGGGACUUGCACAUUGCUCUGAUCAUUCUGAUUGUCAUAGUAGCAGGACUCAUGGCAUUGGGAAUGAGUGCUGAAAAAGCGGUUCAUCAUCACCAUUGGGAUUAUUUCAAUCCUCCAGGAAACAGUGGGAACACCUGAAUUAGGCUGUUCGUGUCAACGAUUGGAUUCAUAUUUGCGUAUUCAAACAGGAACCGUGCUUAAAAUACGUUUUGCGAAAACUUCUUUCAUCAGAAACAAUUCAAUCGUUUCGUAUUCUUGAUUCAUUGAAGUGGGACGUAAUUAUUGUACGGGUCCUAAUACGAACCUUAGCAAACACCAGCAUCGUUUUUGGUGACAUCAUUAGUUUACGUUGCUUAUUAUCAUCACUAUACGAUCUUUCUAGUUUCAGCAGUUGUUAAUACAUAUCACAAUCGUGUAAUAACAUAGAUCAACUUUAUACCUUAAUUUAUAAAUUUCUUCUACAAUUUGCAUUUGAGCGUUUACUAAACAGUAGAAUCAGAAAUCAUUAUACUGUUAUCAAUUUGUUAUUUUAUUGUCACUUGCGCAAAGAAAUAAGCACGCACACAGUUACUUAACUGCACAAUUUUCUAACAGAGCAUUGCUAGUUUUGUAUGCCAAAAUAAUUUGUAAACAGCUAAUAAAAUCCAAACGUAUUGAUUGCAACAAAUGUACAGUAGAAAAUAGUAUCGAAUAAAAACAUAUUAAUUUAUCGAAUGUCACGAGUUACAGUGCUAGUCAAUGGAUUGUACAUAGGGAACCAAAAGAUCAAGUAAUCCGAUCCUUCAUUGUUAUUUCAUUUGUUUUUUGUCAUUAUCAUAUUUGAAGCGAAGAAAUAAAAGAUUUUUGGCGAAA